Schistocerca nitens (vagrant locust) is the source of this 8095-nucleotide messenger RNA. RefSeq names its product guanine nucleotide-binding protein G(s) subunit alpha (gene Galphas). The coding region runs from base 257 to 1396 and encodes 379 amino acids. The record is from RefSeq and is a predicted model, not a curated record. Gene Ontology annotation, biological process: sensory perception of chemical stimulus; adenylate cyclase-activating dopamine receptor signaling pathway. Lineage: Eukaryota; Metazoa; Arthropoda; Insecta; Orthoptera; Acrididae. Gene Ontology annotation, molecular function: G protein-coupled receptor binding; G-protein beta/gamma-subunit complex binding; GTP binding. Gene Ontology annotation, cellular component: heterotrimeric G-protein complex. The transcript is spliced from 11 exons.
CAGUCAAGUGCAAGCUCUGUCUCAGUGUUGUGCGAAUUUCGUCUUACGUAAAGGUCUAAAUAAACUAUGUUUUUAGCGAUUUCGUGAUGGAUGACAAGUGUCGGAAUGUGUAUGCAGAUAUGUGUCGUUAAGUGUAUUGUGAAGUGCGUGAACCAUUAAAGCCUGCAAAAUAGGGAAUAUCUUUUUAAACGCGAGGUAGGGCGAGACCCAUCGGUGCUGCCUACCCACCAUAUUUCUUGAUAACUGGCCUGAUGCCAUGGGUUGUUUUGGUAGCGGAGGCUCAAAAGCGGACCAAGAAGAACGAAAAAUUUUAAGUGAACGAAAUAAAAAGAUAAACGCACAACUCCAAAAGGAUAAACAAGUGUAUAGAGCAACGCACAGGUUAUUAUUACUAGGUGCCGGAGAAUCAGGGAAAAGCACAAUAGUGAAGCAGAUGAGGAUAUUGCAUGUCAAUGGCUUUAGUGAAGAAGAGAAGAGGCAGAAAAUAGAAGACAUCAAGAAGAAUAUUCGAGAUGCGAUAUUAACCAUAACCGGCGCGAUGAGCACGCUGACGCCGCCCAUCCAGCUCGAGAAUCCCUCCAACCAGCACCGGGUCGACUACAUCCAGGACGUCGCCUCGCAGCAUGACUUCGACUACCCGCCGGAGUUUUACGAGCACACGGAGAUCCUAUGGAAGGACCGGGGAGUACAGGCGUGUUACGAGCGCUCCAACGAGUACCAGCUGAUCGACUGCGCCAAGUACUUCUUGGACAAAGUUCACAUAAUUAAGCAGCCCAACUACACACCCACUGAACAAGACAUUCUCAGAUGUCGUGUCUUAACUUCUGGUAUCUUUGAAACAAGAUUUCAAGUGGAUAAAGUCAAUUUCCAUAUGUUCGAUGUUGGAGGACAGAGAGACGAAAGGCGGAAGUGGAUACAGUGUUUCAAUGAUGUUACCGCAAUCAUAUUUGUUACUGCAUGCAGCAGUUACAACAUGGUACUGCGUGAAGAUCCUACCCAGAACAGGUUGCGCGAGAGCCUUGACCUGUUCAAAAGCAUUUGGAACAACCGGUGGUUACGGACAAUAUCUGUGAUCCUGUUCCUGAAUAAGCAGGACCUACUGGCAGAGAAGAUCAAAGCCGGGAAGUCCAAGCUGGAAGAAUACUUCGCUGACUUCGCACAGUACCCUACCCCUACGGAUGCAAUGGCAGAACCAGGGGAAGAUCCAGAAGUUAUUCGGGCCAAGUACUUCAUUCGGGAUGAAUUUUUACGUAUCAGUACAGCAAGUGGAGAUGGCAAGCACUAUUGUUACCCACAUUUUACAUGUGCUGUAGACACUGAAAACAUCCGGCGUGUGUUCAAUGACUGUCGUGAUAUAAUUCAACGGAUGCACCUUCGCCAAUAUGAGCUCUUGUGAUGCCUGUCACUGGCUUCAGCUUUAGGUAAUAUGUUUUUGGACUACGUCCAGGUGUUACUGUACUGUUGAAAGUCAGUAGGGUGAAGAGCUGUGGUUUGUGGGAGGGUCACGUGGGAGAUCCCACUCUGAUUGCCAGCGAGAAAAUUUAAGGGAAACACUGUAAAACUGAAAUGUGGACUAAAGUUUAAACUUAUAACUAGCCAAAGCAUUUAUAAGUACAGUAUAUAUGUGUAUAUUGCCAGGAUGUAACAACUAAUGAAGUGAAGCCAAUAUUAAAACUAUAUAUAAAUAUACAUAUAUAAAUAAUGUAAUUGAGUAAAUACGUGCACAAAAUGUUUUCGUCGCCAAAGGAUACUAUUUGCUUGUUGUUGUUCACCCCAAUUUUAUUGUGUAAAUAUUUUUGUUUAAAAAGUUUUAGAAAUGUGAAAAUGAUAUCUUGGCUCUGUUUUUUUUAUAUUUAUUGUAAUGUAUUCUGCAGAAACUGAAUGGUGGUUGGCAACUAUGGAACUCAGAAUACUUUCACUGUAGUUGUCUUAUAAUUUCUGAAAAAAAGAAAAUAGAGGACUGUGUUACUUGUUGGCGUUUUGGAAGAGUAGCUGUUUUUUGUGUGGCCAACUGUUUUAGGACUAGCUAUGCAGUAUUUGAUUAACAAUUGUCAUUGUUUACAUGUCAUUUUGUGUCUAUGUAAGUAAAACUUUUUCUCAUUGUUUCAAAUGUUUUUACACAUUGUGAAGUAGCUGUGGUAUUUCUUGUCUCUUUUUUUUAAUUUUAUUACUAUUCUUUUAUAUACAAAAGGUCCAGUGGCAUAAUGUGUUUUAAAGUAGUGUAUUGUCAGAUUUGACAAUUGCCCCCCCCCCCCUCUCGAAAUUUGUAGCUGUAAAUGUGGCAUAUCAGUUAUUUUCAAAACUAAUGUUGUUUACUUAUAUUAGCGUAAAACUUUGCUCUUUUAAAUCCUCACUCCAACUUUAGUGUUCCUAGAAACUGUUGUAGGGAGAGGCUGAACAUUUGUGCAGUUUGUCAGACACUCAGAGUAGCUCCAUCUGAAUAGGGAGUGGGGUCCAUCUGAAUAGGGAGUGGGGGAAUUCCAAAUAUCUGGCCACCACGUUCUCGGAGUAGUGUUGCUUCCUCAUAUGUUGCAUGUAGUGUGAGGCAUCUAUCCAUUUAGUUAGUAUUUGACACUCCAAUAAUAUUGAUAAUCUAUUUUUACUUUGAUGAAUUGUCACUAAUGCAUCACACACACACACACACACACACACACACACACACACACACACACACACACACACACACAUGUACACCCCUUUGCUACUUUCAGAAGUUUUUGAUAUGUUUGUGCACAGUUGUAGAGUGGAAAUAGGAAAUGCUGAUGAAAGUGUGAAGUGCAAGGUCAAGGAAACCAGGAAAAAGUCAUGACAAAUUCACAUUGCAAAUGAUUUUAUUUGAAGGAAUGAAAAUCGUGAUAGUUUGCUGUCAUUUGUAACACACAACAGAAAAACAUUGAAAAAAGUGUACCAAGUUAUAGAAAUGAAAAUGAAGAUGUAAGUGCCAUGCUCCACUUCUGGGGAAUCCAUCAUCACUACUCUUACUUCAAACAGAAAUGAAGAAAAGUAAUUGCAUCACUGAUACAAUGAGAAAUAAAAUCCUCUGUAUUUCAACAAACAAUCCUGUUGGAGGAACAUCCACAACUGAGCAUUAUACCAAAGGUCGAAAAUCCUGCUUCAGUUGUAAAGUUCUUUUACUAUCACACAACCGGUUUUGGGCUCUUAUAAGCCCAUCUUCAGGUGUUGUAAGUUGGUACUGUUGCCUCAGAGUGCCACGAUGGACGUGUACUAGGCGCGAUGUGCUACCUAUGAGCACAGAGCAGGGAGUCGCGAAGAUGGGCGUAUAACAGCCCGAAACCAGUCAUGUGAUAAUACAAGAACUUUACAACUCAAGUGGGAUUUUCAACCUCUGGCCUCUGUAUUUCAUUUCAAGAAUAUAGACCCUGACUAAUAGGUCUUUCUUUUUUCAUCACAUAACUUGUUGGUCAGUGGAAAGUCAGAAGUAUUUCCUAGGAUGGGAAGGUCACGUAGAUUGAACCACAUCUUCAACACAACAAACCUGCAGUCUUCAUCAUCAAACUGCUUUAAUCAAAAGUUUGCGUUUCUUUUCUGAGCUGAAACAUAUUUCUGAAGUGAUGGUUAUCUUUCAUUCGCUGUUAUUUAACAACCUUUUAGCCAAGAAAUCCAGAUCUAAUCAGUCACCUUCAUCCAUUUUCAUUAGCCUGGAAGGGUUUUUAGCUUUUAACAACGCUAAGCAAUGUUUCUAAUUAUUCUAGUAAAUAUAAAAAAAUUAACGCUCUGAAGCUGAGUAGCUGCAACCAGAAACCAAAAAAUUUCAGCACUUUCAUAUAAGCUUCAAAGCAAGUAACAUCAAAGUCAUUACCGUCAUAUUGUUUUUAUCGUGUCCUACACAGGUAUCACACCAUAUGAGUAGUGUCUUCUUGCCACUACACCCUGAACUCAAAACUUUUAAGCAAACAUGACACCUCUUCAUUACCUGCUCUGCCAGCCAUAUUAUCAUGCCAGAUACACAUCAGUCAUGUACCUAAGUCAAUAUUUACGUUCAAGUUGGAAUUUGAGAGCUGUCUUGAAUAAAACAUGGUAUUCUGUUCGAGAUUUGGUGUGAACAUAACUCCUGAAGAUCAACCGAACUGUACAGAUUUCACUUAAGGGUAUUUGAAAAGCCAAAGUGUCAUUUUCAAUCAUUUUCUGGGCUCUCUCAGCCUUUGCAUGACGUGUCUCUUAUUCAUAUUUUGCAGUCAUUUCCAGUUCCUUCAAUCUUCAUAUACAGCUUAUUGCAUUUUUCACACCUGUCAGACCAAUUACGGGAGAGUUAAAAUGUUUUUCUGUAAAAGAAGCAUAUGUAUGACUUGCACUAAAGUAUGGACUAAACUAGUCCUUGCUUGACUUUAAUCUGCCAAAGUGACUUCCUUCUCUGGGGAAAGACUCAGGUUGUGCUUAAUCAAAUUUGUAUGUUCUUCGCUGAACUUCACUGUAUAUGUGUGAGAACUUGUAGUGUGUACAUUAUGUCCUAUACCGACUUUGUAAGUUCUCCCUCCUUUUAUAAGAUAAUCUUGUAGUGUCUGUAGUUGUCAGAUGACAGUACAAAAAAUGUGUUAUUGCGUACUUGACAGUGUCCACCUGGACCAUCGGACACAGUAUAAUGUGUGCUAGCUUGUCCUCUUCUUUAACAUGGCUGAUCAUAUUUACCAUGACUUUUUCUGUCAACAGGAUUACUUUAUUACAGCCCAUUAUGUAUGUACCCUGCUUUUCUUCACAUAUUGACAAAACUGCAUGUAUAGAUGUCCUUGUGUUUGUAUGCAGUGAUUUGCACUUAUAUCUAUGGUUACAUGUAACCUAGAACAAAUAGCUAUAACUAGAAUGAUAAUAUAAAUGAUGAUGAUGAUGAUGAUGAUGAUAACAAUAAAAUAUAACAACACUAAAAAUAAAAAUAUUCCAUGAAAAAAUUACCCAAUAUUUUGUUUUAUUUAACUAUGCCGCACAAUACACAGUUAAAUACGAAUGCUUUAAACAUCAUGCUGUGACAGUUCUUUCUGAACAACAGCUGCCCCUUUGCUACAAACGGCUAUCCUUGAAUUCCUAGCUCACUAUUCUUCUUUAUGCUUUUAAUCUCGCCUUUCAUUUCAAUGAUAAAGCACUAGCUACAAAAAUUCAUAUCAAAAAUGACUGAAACAAAGUAGAUUCUAUUGUUGCUUGAUGUUUGUAUGAAAAUGAGUGGGAAACAGGUUGUAAUCUGUCUCUACUGCAGUUAUAAGUGCUUGGCAAUUUCAGCAUUCCUCAAGCCAUGAACAAAAGGAACUUGCACACUGCCUCAUCUAGUGAAUGUGUUUUGAAGUACAAGGAGACUUCUGUGGUACUUCCAAUCUAUUGUAAAUUAUUAGCCAUGGUACAUUCAGUGGUCUAAAGGAAAAAAAUGAAAAUUUCCAAUUUUGGCACCUUCAGCAUUUCCUAUUUCCAGUCUUCAGUUAUCUUCAAAUGAUUUCAUGUAUUUGCUUUCCUUUUCAUGCUUGUAUGCAUCUCCUCCUACCUUCUCUCUCUCUCUCUCUCUCUCUCUCUCUCUCUCUCUCUCUCUCUCUUUCUUUCCCUUUCCCUGCUCUUCAUUGUAAAAUAAUCUUUGUGCUGUAGGCUAGACUUUCCUCCACCUCUGGCUUAAGGUACUGACAUGUCAUGUAAUGUUUGUAUAUAUUGUAGCUUGCAUUUCGUCCUUCACUAUUUCAGAAAAAUCAUGAAUACACACAUCCAAUCUCCAUUUUGACAUAUCUAAAAAGUAUUUAUUUUUAUUACAAAUGUAAUAUUUUCAGAUAAAGCACUUUUGCAAGAAUAAUUCUCAAAUAUAUUUAAACUUCAAUGUACCUGCUUCUCUGUAUGACAGGUAAAGUAUUAGAAUGCACGGUGUCCAUCUCCAACAGCUGACUUUUGGCAAAUGACCACCUCAUCCAUUUCCUCAAUAUCUUUUAUGAUAGUGCUGUAGGUAACUGGAGGAAGCACACUAGUCCAAAGCUACAGUUUACUCACCAGUUAACUAGAUCCACUAAUUAGCUCCUCCGUUUGCUCCAGCCAGAUUCAAAUUUGUUCAUCGCCUCCCAGAUAGUAAAAGAUAUCCAGAGAAAAUGCACCACUAGGAAACUUGGAGCUACUUGCCAUUUCAAUGGAUCCACUGACCAGCUCAAGAGAGAACAGUCCUAUAGCUAUGAAUAACACAAUUUGAGUCUUUUUGCACUCUGAAAUAAUCAGUAGAUUCCCAAUUUACCUUUUUACAUUAAUGGUUCAUGCUUCAUCUUUUAAAGUGCCUUUCAGAAAUGAAAUUUUUAAGUUUAAUUUUGUUUGCAAACUCUGCUCUUUCAUAUGAGAACAAUCCCUCCAAUAAAAACACAAAGAAGUUUAUCACCACAGCUGUUUACGUACUAUUGUAUUUAUUCAUAUGCUCUUGUUGCACAAAAAUUAUUUUCAUACUCAUUAAAUCAUUGUGCAGAGUGCCUGAUACAUGCCAUGAGUCAUUGCUUUUGUUCAAUCCAGAACAGUAAAUUGAUUGCCUGUGGGCAUUGAUUACAUGAGCACAAACAGAGUUUAUGCUUUGUCCUGUGGUUAAUUUAUUUUACAUGCUGCAUUAUGGCUAUUUUAGUAUAAUAACAGUGUUUAAUAAAACAGGAAUCUCAUCAUAUUUGGUGCUGUGUAAAUGGUGGAAAUAUCCACAGCUCUACUGCAUAAUAUUAUUUUCAAGAUUUAUUCACGUACAUCAUUCAUCUCUGCAGAAACACAGCCGUUGGAAGUCCUAUCAUGUUGUUUCUGAAACACUAAUAAAAGCACAGCAUCAUAUUGUUUAACAUUAUCAUAUAUGAGGUUUUAGUCACCUGCAUGGUCUGUUGGAAAAAUAGUACAUACUUCAUGUAGAAUUGCAGUGACUAUUGGCAACUGCUUCUGUUAGUGUUACAUAUAGUAUUAGAAAAUAAUUGAAAACAUUCUCAGAGAAUGUUUUAUUAGAUGGACAUUGCAGUUUGUUCGCCUUUACUGCCAAAAUUAUCUUUUCUUCUGGAUUAUUUCUCAGUUUAGAUAAAAAUCUACUUCGGUGGAAGUGGUGUAUGAUGCUUCCUCAUGUUAGACUCAUUAUUUCAAAUGUAAUAUUUUUCUGGAAAACACAUGCCUCAAUUUGGAUCAAACCCCACUGCCAUCUCUCCUUCGAUUUGUGAUGAAUGGGUCAUUUAAUUUAUCCAACUGGUCUCAAAUAUUACUGCAGGUAACAUGUUUAAGUUACCAGUAUAAAUACUGGCCUUGUGUACAUGUAAUGUAUUGAAUAUGCUGAUACAGGAUUUUUAAUGACGCAUGAUGGAGCUCAUUUUAUAAGCACAAAAAAAGGUUAUUAUUUCAUAUACAGUUAUGCUACUGGACUUUAAACUCAGCACAAUAUUUAUCAAACUUUUUUUGCAGUGCCACCAGUUGCAAAUGUAACUAUGUAUUAAUCAGAUGCUCUGAAAGAGUAAAAUGUUCCAGUAGAAACUGAGCUCAUGUAUUUGGUGGAAACUGAAUUAGCAAAACUACCAUAUGCAGGAUACUGCUCAUCCAUUUGCUGAAUCAAAUAUUGUAUUGUUUUUGUGAUUUGGUCUCUUUUUGGAAACGACUGUUGCAUAUAAGAUCAGUACAAAACUUGCAACUGCAGUUGUUAAGGAAGAAAUGUUGUGUUAUUGUGUCUAGAUCUUUCAUUUAUACAAUUGUCUGUUGAAUGCAGAGGACUUGCAAUUGAUCUGAGAUGUACUACAACUUUGUCUGGAGCAUAUUUUAUCCCCUACCAAGAGCCCAGUCGUAGAGUAAGAGCUCAUUUGUACAAGAGAAGCAGAGAUCUAUUCUUUGUCUGUCUGCUUGGUGUGUGUGUGUGUGUGUGUGUGUGAGAGAGAGAGAGAGAGAGAGAGAGAGAGAGAGAGAGAGGUGAUGAUUAUCUGCAUUUUGGAAGUUGGUGUAUGCAUGUCGAGAGAGGAAUGUUUUAAAUAAUCCUAAAUGUCUUUUAAUAAUUUGAUUGUGAAAUGUACGUAUAACAAUAGAAAUUAUAUCUAUAUAUGUAUAUUAAAUUUGUAAAGCAAAGAGAAUUAUAUCUAUAUAUAUAUUAUAUAUUUGAAGACAGAAAUAUAUACAUUUUAUGUUGCUA